Vespula pensylvanica (western yellowjacket) is the source of this 3517-nucleotide messenger RNA. It is a transcript of the gene SNRPG, whose product is annotated as probable small nuclear ribonucleoprotein G. The record is from RefSeq and is a predicted model, not a curated record. The transcript has 4 exons. Bases 3199 to 3429 code for a protein of 76 amino acids. NCBI's taxonomy places the organism in Eukaryota, Metazoa, Arthropoda, Insecta, Hymenoptera, Vespidae. Gene Ontology annotation, cellular component: U2 snRNP; P granule; U1 snRNP. Gene Ontology annotation, molecular function: RNA binding. Gene Ontology annotation, biological process: mRNA splicing, via spliceosome; spliceosomal snRNP assembly.
CGACGAACACGCACGUUAGAAGAUUUUACCAAGGAAGACUCGUUUGAACUAUAUGGCGUAUUAACGUGUACAUAGGGUUCUCCGAUCCGACAGCGAUUGCAAAAAAAAAAUGCAAACAAUACGUACGAUAACAACAACAGUGGAUUGCUUGAAUGAAUCCACGUGAUCGGAAAUCAUAUGAUCGAAAAUCACGUGAUCCAAUGUCGUACGAGGCUUCGCGAUUGAAGAAAACAAAAGAGAAGGAAGAGAAUGAAUGAAAGAGAGAAAGAGAGCUGCUUUCGUAAUAGAUAAUAAGGCUUCCAUUAAUCCAAUAAGGUAAAAGUUUUUGGACAAAAAUAAGUAAGUACGUAUAUAAAAGGAAGAUCGUAGUAAACGACUCGUCGUCGUCGUCGUCUUUUCGCGUGUGACGAAUCUACACGAAAGGUGCUUUGAUAUAUCUCGAAUUAAAACCAUAUUGAUGUUCCUACGGAAGGUUAUAUCUAGAAAAUCGACGUUACUUAAGAUUAUAUAGGAAGGAUAUUUCCGUGUCGCAUGAGAUUUAUCGUUGGACUCGAUGUAGUCGCCUUUUUCGAACGAAUUUCGAUCAAAUACCGCAAUCGUAUCGACGACAACAAAAUUGGUAAACCAGUUUGACUGGAGAGUUUUCAAAAGAUGAAACAGUAUUUGACCUAGAUUCGUUUAUAAACCUAAUAAUCGUUGCCAAGUACAUAAAGGAAAUAUUUCUCAAUCGACCUUUCUCAAACGAUUUUGCCAAUUUGCCUUCUCGUCCUCGAUGACAUCGUCCAUUCACGUAGGAACGAUUACGAGCAUUGUUUUUAAUAUGUAAACGUGUGUACCACGUACGCGUGCGUUGUUGACAAAACAAACGUAAAAUAUACGUAAAUAUAAGGAACGAUAUUGCUCUGAAACUUUCCUACGUAACAACUGCCCUAAUUAUAUCAUUUUUUAUCUUCUUAAACGUCGUUUGAGAAAUGCCGAUAAAAAAGAAUACGAUAUUUACGGGCCAACGAAGAAUUAAUUAAAUACGAUUGAUCGGAAAGCUAAGCAAAUAGAUGAUUAAACGACCCACCGAGAAUAAUGCGUUCACGCAGGUACAUUCCACUAUUAUAGUUUAAUCGAUAAAGUGGUUUGGAGAAAGUGAAAUUGCAAAUGGGAAAAGAAAGAGAUGGAUGGAUGGAUGGAUAUCGUAACGUUAACAUUCGUACGAUCUAUCGAAAAAUUCAUCGCACGAUUUCGCGAGAAGAAUCACUUUCUUACGUCGUUAAUACGAAAUGACCGAGAUUAUGUGUAUUAUGGCAUAUCGAUCGUAGAAAAACGUGUCUGCCUGUUAUAUCGAGUAUUAUAUAAAUGUUCAUGCUAUAUUCUUGUUAUUAUAUAGAUCACUAUAACAUAUUUCUAAAAUAGGAUGAACAAAAAAAAACCACAGUCGAUGUCCGAUGCUAUACGCUUAUAACGUUAUUUAUUAUACAAGCUGUGUAUAGAGAAGUUAGGAAUGAUACAUUUCAUAUAUUUUGCGUUAGCAGCAUACGCGGUAGCAUGUAAAAAAUGAUAUUUUUGUGCUAAUUAAUCGUUUCAUUCUCACUGUGUGUAUGUGCGUGCGCGUGCGUGUGCGUGUGCGUGUGCGUGUGCGUGUGCUUGCGUGCAUGUGUAUUUGCUCGAAAAAUAACGUCAAAGUUAAAAUCAUUUUUGAAUGUACCUGCUGCGACUGUUGGUCGCGUACUGCUUCUUAUAUUUGAGAAACGUAUAUUUAUCAAAUGUUUUGAUCUUCUAUGUGAUCCGUCUAAAGUACUUACUCAAAGUGCAAGCCUCCAAUCAAAUCGAGUAUGUAUUUCAUUUUCGAUACCGUCUUGAUAAAUGUAAUUUAUAAAUAUAGGUUGAUAAUUGAUUAACUUUUUUUUAUUUGAAUUUUUUUAAUUAGCCUUUAUUACGUUUGUACGUUCGAGACUGCGCCAUACCAAAAUUAAUUCGCUAGGUUUUGCUACGAGCUUUCCAACGCGAACCUUUUACACGAUCAUAUUUUGAAGGUUAUGAUUCUUUAUGGGAAAAAAGUACGCGUAAAAAAGAAAAAGAUAUAAAAACAAAAAAAAAACACCAUUCCUCCCGACUAUGCCAAUACAAUUGUGUAUAUCGUGUAUCGUGUUAAUUGUUUGUAGACGAGUAAGUAAUUUAAUGCUGGAGUGAUUCCACUGGUCGUCCAAUCCGUCUAAUAAGAUUUUUCUAAAGAGAAGUUUGGAUCCCGCCAAAAAAGAUAUUUGACGCGAGAAUGAAUUUCUUCGAAAGAAACUUUUCCGAAGAGACUCUUUGUGAUCUUUAUGUUUACGUUGUACAAAAUCGAUUCCGAUCAAUUCUUUGUUAGAAAUAUCGUCUCUGUACGGUCUGUACGGUCGAUUUGCCAAUUUCAAAAUAUAUCUUUUCGAAAUAUCUAUUUAGAUUUAUAUUUCUUGCGUUAACGAAUCGAUGUGUUGUACUUUUAUAAAUAUUUAAUAUGGACGUACUUAUAUUUUGUACUUACAGUACCUUGUGAGAUUAUUAUAUUUAAUAAUGAUUGAAAACACCUACAUAUAUAGAAAUGUAUAAGAUCAUGAUAUAAUCUAUAGGAAAUUGUUUUUCGUUGUAAUCGUUGAGAGAUCAUCGUCAUAGAGAUCGACGAUUAAAGCGAGAAACGAUUGAAUCAAUAUGUACAGAUAGCUCCGAUUAAUAUUUGAUUAUUUAUUGUUAUUUGUUCUAUAAAUACUUUUAUUAUACGUAUCUUCGAGAUAUAACAAAAAUGAACGAUAUAGAAAAAAAGAUUAUUCGCAGCGCGUUAUGUAUUGUAUUGAAAAAUUACAAAAUAAUUAAUAUAAUUUAUAAAAUGUAAUUACAUUGUUAGUCGGAAACUGUAUGUAUAUCAGUGUUAUAAUAUGCGUUAUUCGAACGAUGUUGUAGACUGCAGGAACCUGUUACCAACUGGCUUAUAGCCAAGUACAAACUUGUAAUUAUUUGUUUUAUGUAUUAAAAUGAAUAAAGUUACCGUUCUGUAACAAAUAUUUACAUACAUGUAUACGUAUCAAAAUUAUUUAGUUUCAUUAUUAUUUUACAAGAUGUUAAGUUUUUGUGUAGUGGCACUCCUGAUCGCGUCAGGGUUAUAUCCACUUGGUUAAAGUUGGUUAAGGUACGUUAUUUUUGUAAGCGUAGAUUUUCGAGUUGAAGUAAUUAAAAAUGAGUAAAGCGCAUCCUCCAGAACUCAAAAAGUAUAUGGACAAACGUCUUUCACUAAAAUUAAACGGUGGAAGGCACGUAAUUGGUAUUUUACGUGGUUUUGAUCCAUUUAUGAAUAUGGUAAUCGAUGAGAGCGUGGAAGAAUGUAAAGAUGGUACAAAAAACAAUAUUGGUAUGGUGGUGAUUCGAGGAAAUAGCGUUAUUAUGUUAGAGGCGUUAGAUAGAAUAUGAGUUAAUAAAUAUGUAACUGUACAUUUAGGUGAUGCAAAGUUCCAAAUAAGAUCAACUAUGGUUUAUUAAAUACACGUCUGUCCAACAU